Amaranthus tricolor (Joseph's coat) is the source of this 1435-nucleotide messenger RNA. Its product is annotated as GDSL esterase/lipase At1g29670-like. Bases 15 to 1151 code for a protein of 378 amino acids. Gene Ontology annotation, molecular function: hydrolase activity, acting on ester bonds. The record is from RefSeq and is a predicted model, not a curated record. NCBI's taxonomy places the organism in Eukaryota, Viridiplantae, Streptophyta, Magnoliopsida, Caryophyllales, Amaranthaceae. The transcript has 4 exons.
GAUCAUAUAACUCAAUGGCAAUAGUUAUAUACAAUUCCUUACACAUCAUCUGCCUUUAUUUAUUAGCUGUGGCAUGGUUUUGCAAAGCUAAUAAUAAUAAUAAUAAUAAUAAUAAUAAUAAUAAUAAUAAUAAUAAUGCACCCGAAAAUGGAAAUGGGUUGAAGGGAAUGUUCAUAUUUGGUAGUUCAGUAGUAGAUAAUGGUAAUAACAACAACAUUAUGUUAUCCUUAGCUAAGGCAAAUUAUCCGCCUUAUGGUAUUGAUUUUGUGGAUGGUCCCACCGGAAGAUUUUCAAAUGGAAAAAAUGUUGCUGAUUUUAUUUGUGAUUAUCUUCAACUUCCUUUAAUUCCUGCUUUUGCUGAAAAUAAUACCAAAGCUGAUCGGAUUCUUCGUGGUCUUAACUUUGCUUCUGGUGGCUCUGGCAUUCUCGAUGAAACUGGCGUCGUUGCGGGGAAGGUGAUUACCUUGAAUGAGCAAAUCAGAAACUUUGAAAAUUUAACCUUACCAGAAUUAGAAAGCCAGCUGAAAUGUCAAAGAACUGAGAUACUGCCUCAUUAUUUGUUUCUACUUGCUGCUGGAAACAACGACUACCUACUCAAUUACUUCUUACUAGGUCAGGCCACUCAAUCUCCAGAAGCCUUUGCUGCAAGGCUCAUAUCUACUUAUUCUGGUCAAAUCAAGAGAUUAUAUAACUUGGGAGCAAGGAAGUUUCUAGUGAUAUCAGUAUAUCCCCUAGGAUGCAGCCCUGUUAUCAGCAGAGGUCAAGGAUGCUUAGCAAGGCAAAAUGAUAUCGUUUCUAAAUUUUAUGAUAAGUUGAUUCCUAUCAUCAAUCAAAUCAAAACCCAAUUGCCUGGUUCAGAUUUUAUAGUUCUAAAUUCUGUUAGAGUUAUUUCAGAUAUCAUAAACAACCCCAUUACAUCAGGUAUCAGCAAUGUGAGUGGGUCAUGUUGUGAAGUGUCACUAAAUGGGUUGUCAUGCAGAGAAAAUGGUAGAGUCUGCAAUAACAGGAAUGAGUAUGCCUACUUCGAUGGGCAACAUAACACUGAAGCUCUAAGUGCCCUUGUAGCUUCAAAGAUUUAUACUUCUCAAGACAUUUCUGAAGUUUAUCCUUUAAAUUUACGUCAGUUUCUUCAAGCUCAUGCCUUAAACUAGUACAGUAAUCAUACACAUACAGCGGCAGAGCUCUAGCCUCUAAAGUACUUUAACAGCUUUGAUCAAGCUUCCUAAGCUUCUCUGGAUGUUUGAUCUUUUGGUAAAAAAUAUUUCAAGUAAUAUUAAAUUAAGCUUAAGUGUUGAAUGUAUUAAGCUAUAUGAAAUACUCUUUCACAUACCAGCUAAAUAAAUUUGGGUCAUUUAGUAGCUAAUUAAGAUUCCCACAAAAUGUUAUACUUUUUAUCCCCACUACAAUCCUAAUAAAAUUGUUCAUGUCAUUUGUA